This is a messenger RNA of Glossina fuscipes, 804 nucleotides long. Its product is annotated as cx9C motif-containing protein 4. The record is from RefSeq and is a predicted model, not a curated record. NCBI's taxonomy places the organism in Eukaryota, Metazoa, Arthropoda, Insecta, Diptera, Glossinidae. The transcript has 2 exons. Gene Ontology annotation, cellular component: mitochondrial intermembrane space. The coding region runs from base 567 to 800 and encodes 77 amino acids.
UUAGUGCUUCCACACAAUGAUGCGUUAUUCUUAUUUACGGGAUGAGAAUUUAACCUUGCCGACUUGUUACGACAUCUUAUAGGAAUUGAAAUAUCAAAAAUCAAAUUGUUGCAAUAAACGAUAAUUUCCAAAUUAUGUAUCAACAAACAAGCUUGUUUACUUUCAUAUUAACCUCCAUAUUGUUUUUUUUUAUAAAUUUAUUGUUUGUGCUUACGUUGAUUUUGCUGCUUUUGGUUCCAAAACCAUACAUUUCCCUGUAAAAGCGCGGCUGCCUGUUGUGUUGACCACCUGAGAGUUUUCAACUCGAAAACGAAAAUGACGGCCCGUUGUGGCGCAUAUUACGCUUCAUUGUGCAUAAUCUUUUUGUGGAUUCGACUGUUUUGCGUUCUAAUAACAAAUCGCAUUUAAAUAUACGAUACACAAAUACAACUGUGACAACUCUAUUUUUUUAAACCGAUCAGCUGUUCUUGUGCUUUUUUCAUGUUUUUCUCCAUAAUCUUAAAAAUUCGUUUAAUGAGGUUUUCCGGUGAAUAAAGUAAAAAAAUUUUAUUGUGUAGUUUUUAUAUAUGUCCUUUGAUACUAGGAAGGAUCCUUGUAAAAAGAACGCGUGUCGAAUACAAGCUUGUCUAAAAGAAAAUAAUUACCAGGAAAGUAAAUGCUUAGACGUAUUAGAACAAAUGCGUUUAUGUUGUGUGAAGUGGCAUAGAGAGUCAUUGUGUUGUUCUGGUAUUGAUCUGCAGCGUAGUUAUUUGAAUGAACGAGAAGAUCGGCCUAAAAUAAAAGAAAUAACAGAAAUUUAAGAAG